AAGCUGCAGCACCUGCAACAGCCGCUGCAGUGAGCUGCAAAUUGAAAGGAAAGUGUAUUGAAAUGGCACGUUUAUGUGUAGAGAGUGCUAUGCAGAGCACUAUUGCGUUCGACCGCGUGGGCCAUCACCCAGAUGAUAAGUACAAAGAGUAUGUCGACACGCUAAAAGGUCGUCUCAUAACAACUAACAUCUUUGGUACUUUGCAUGCGCAAUUUGGAAACAUGAUUGUCCUUGCUACCGUUAUAAUGUCUGACAAGAAAAAGCUUCAUCAGUUGCUUCCAAGACAGCGAACUCCCAUGAUGAAAAUCUUUUGUAAUUUACUCACGCGGACUAUCAAAACGUUGCGAAAGGUGGGAGAUAAUUCGCCAACCCUUACAACGGACGCCGACAUACUUGAAAACAUCCGAAAGCUUGCGUCUAACAGUUGGCGAAGUUCUAAAUCUGAUUUUCAUGGCCGCAGCUGGAGCGCUCUCACGGAUUAUAGCCUUCGCUAUUGAGUGCAUGGCGCCUUGGCAGCAUUGAAUGGCACUUCUUUAGAGGAUAGGGCUCCUCAAUGCAACAGUCCCUUCUUAUUAGCUCUAACUCUUUUGCUUUUCGAUCUUCGCCGAGUCUCUGGGUCCGCAUACGCUGUCUUUCUUUGCUGCAACGUUAAUUAGGCGGCCGCGUUAUGCAUAUUGUACUUCACCCUUCUCUACUUGCCUUUUAAGGAGAGACUGAGAAAUAAUGGGUCGCUUUGAAGGCGAAGAUAAAGGGUUGGGAACGUAACUACGUGAAAG
Westerdykella ornata is the source of this 776-nucleotide messenger RNA. RefSeq lists its product as uncharacterized. NCBI's taxonomy places the organism in Eukaryota, Fungi, Ascomycota, Dothideomycetes, Pleosporales, Sporormiaceae. Bases 63 to 497 code for a protein of 144 amino acids. The transcript is spliced from 2 exons. The record is from RefSeq and is a predicted model, not a curated record.